AUAAUUUAAUAUUAAUAAUAUUAAUUAUGGAAAAGAAACCGUUGAACUUCUAUGAAAUCGCCAGCGAGGCACCAGCUCGCGAGAUAAGGCUGGAGAAUGAGAAGAGCGUGGCGGAGGCGGUCAACUUCAAUACGAUGCUGAGCGAUCAGCCACCACAGCCGAUUGCUCCGCCCAAGAUCGACGACAUUACGGUGGCCGAUGAGUUGAACGCUCGCCUGGCCAUGGUGCAGCUGCGACCGGAUCGGGCGAAGCGCAUACCGCGCCUGGUGAAAACGGAAAUACCCUCGCCGCAGCAUAUGUACAAGUUCUUUUGUGUUUGCCCACGCUACCAUCCGUGCUAUGUGCCCUGCCAGCACACCGGUCAGAUAAUCAUCGACCGUGAUAUGCUGAAGCGUGAGGAGCACACGUGCUUUUUGGCCACACCCAAGAAGAAUUUCCUCUCGCCCCAGCGACUGAAGCAGCCCCGCUAUAUUACCAAAAAGAUCUACGUGCCCAUAUGUACGGCUCGCAUGGAACGCUUGGCCAUUCCGCAUCCAAUGCGAGUCAGGGACACCUACAAAUAUUUCAGGCACAUUCUCUCCCCUCGCCAUUUGGCAGCGCUGCAAGAGCAAAUGAAGCCGAAGCCCGCGGUCGAGACGAUGUCCCUGGAAAAGGCAAUGGAGUACUUGGAGGAGGAGAUACGACAGCGUCGUGCCCUCCGGAAGAAGCACAAACAGCGCUGCACUGGUCUCAAGAAGCUCAUCAUUGAGCGCCAACGCAAGCAGAUGAUGAAAAUCAUUUGCGUACUCUUCGAAGAGAUGAAGGACUUCCUGCUGAACGAUCAGUUCAUCAUCGAUGAGCAAUCGCCCCUCUCCUCUGUCAUAUUGGAGAGAAUCAAGGAGUUUACUGAGCAAGAAUUCUAUACAACAAGCAACUUGCGCGACUAUCAGCGCAUUUUGGCCAACAAUCUGACCGUUUGGAUCAACAAAUUCAUAUCGAACUUGAACAUAUACAUGGCACCACAACAAAUACCAGUGGCACGCUCGAUGCACGGCGAAAAUGACGAGACAUUCGUGCCCGUUACCGAUUACAUUUCACUGUCGGAGGAGCAGGCCGACGAAAUGCAGGAGGAUCUAGAUAUGGGCAUAACAGAAUAUGAGACCUUUGGCGAGGAUUAUCGUUUUGAUUUACCUUCGGAAGAGACGCUCAUAAAUUAAAUCAAUGCUGAGACGAGAGAGAGAGAGAGAGAGAGUGCAGAGAGAACUACUUACUU
Molecule: messenger RNA, 1252 nt
Organism: Drosophila navojoa
Lineage: Eukaryota; Metazoa; Arthropoda; Insecta; Diptera; Drosophilidae
Gene: Rcd7
Product: Reduction in Cnn dots 7
Molecular function (GO): zinc ion binding
Source: RefSeq, a predicted model, not a curated record